GCCCGUCGCGCGCGCCUCUGACGUCAUCACCGCGCGUCGGAAGUUCCCCCCUCUUUCAUGAACCGGCGCCGCCGCCGCCUCCUCGGGGACCCCUGGGGGGGCGGAAAACGGCCGCGGGGAGAGGGGCCGGGGGGGGACCCGCGACCCGAUGGCACCCCCGCGGCGGUGGAGGCGGCUCUGGCGGCCGUGGCCGCUCUCUUCCCUCGGCGCCUCUUCGGGGAUGCGCUGCCGCCCCUCGUCCUGCGCCAUCAGCUCUACGACCUCGUCCCCGACCGCACCGCCGUCGACCGGCACCUGAACCGCCUGCGCGAUGAGGGCCGCGUGCGGCUGCUGCACCUCGGGCUCGGCCCCGACGAGCUGGCGGUCGUCUUCAUGGAGCCCUACAGGGAGAAGGUGUUGGCGGCCGUGGCCGGGACCCCCCGCGAGGGGCUGGUGCGGCGCUUCCUGGAUACGGCCGUGGCGGCGAGCGCGGCGCUGAGCUACGAUGAGGCGCAAAUGCGGGCGCUCGGCUUCGAGGACCGCGACAUCACGUAUGGGGCAGUUGGUGGCUCUGGGGCUGCUGACGGUGCGCGACGUCGGCAGUUGGUGGUUGGCGCUGCCGGGGGCCGGGAGGGUCGUCCGCGCCGUGCUGCGAGGCCGCCGGGCGCUGUUGGCGCUGAUCCGCCGCACUCGGCACCGGGAGCUGCCGCUGGCGCAGGUUUUGGGGGGGUCGCGGCCCCCCCCGGGACUGAGCCUGGGGCUGCGCUUCCUUCUGCACGACCUUCUGGGGGCGCAGCGCCUGCGCAGGUUCGCCCCCGCGUGGUGCGGGAGCAGCUGCUGUGGGUGAGCGGGGAGGGGCACGGGGGGGUCCACACGUUCCGGGUGCCUCUGGUGAUCGUCACCCCCGGGGGGGCUCUGCUGGCCUGCGCCGAGGGGCGCAAGCGCUCGCCCGACGACGUGGGGGCCAAGGUCAUCGCCUGCCGACGCUCCCCCGACAGAGGCGCGACGUGGGGACCGACGCGGGUGGCGACGGACGACGGGUGGUCUCCGGACGGGCUGAGUUUGGGGGCGCUGGGGGUGGCGGGGGGGGACGUGCUGCUGCUCUUCGCCCGCUGCGCCCACCCCCCCCAGGCCUGCGGCCCCCCCACCACCCAGCUCCUGCGCAGCCGCGACGACGGGCGCUCCUGGGGGGCCCCCCAAAACCUCUCGGGGGUCCUGGGCAGCGAGGUGUUCGCCCCCGGGCCCGGCUAUGGCAUCCAGCGCCUCCCCCCCGCGCGGGGCCGCCUGCUGUUCUGCGGCCAUGGGACGCUGGAGCGGGACGGGGUGCGGCUGCUGCUCAGCGAUGAUGGGGGGCACAGCUGGCGCUGGGGGGGGACCCUGCCCGCCAUCCCCUUUGGGGCGCCCCGGCGCCCCCACGACUUCACCCCCGACGAGUGCCAGCCCUACGAGCUCCCCGACGGCUCCGUCGCCGUCAGCAUCCGCAACCAGAACUUCUACCGGUGCCGGUGCCGCAUGGUGGCGCGGAGCUGGGACGGGGGGGCCUCGCUGCCCCCCAGCGCCGUCGCCUUCGACCCCGUCCUCGUGGACCCCGCGGUGGCGGCCGGCGUCCUCGUCACCCGCGGCCUCGUCUUCUUCAGCAACCCCGCGCACGAGAGCCAGGGUGAACCUGACGCUGCGCUGGAGCUUCACGAACGGCACCACGUGGUGGGGGCGGGGCCUGCGCGUGUGGGAGGGGCCGAGCGGGUACUCCUCGAUGGCAGCCCCGCCCCCCUCCGCCCAGGACUCCUCCCCGCUCCUCUACCUCAUCUACGAGAAAGGGCGGAGCCAAUCCACCGAGAGCGUUGCCUUGGCGACCAUCAGCAUCGCCGGGCCGUGACCCCCCCAAUAAACCCUAUUCGCCAUUCGCGGCUCCGCGUUAUGCCCGAGGGGGCGGGCUCUGUCGCCAUAGCAACGCAGCGAGGCGGGAGCCUUAGGACCCCAGCGGGGCUGCCAUGCGCGGUGCCUGCUUGGAGCGCGAUGGUUGCGUGGAGAUGAGGGGCUGCGUUGGGGCCCCCGUGCGGUCGCGGAGGGUCAAGAGGGAGAGGGAGAGCGCGGGGAGGGUGAGAGAGAACCCGGCGGGGGCGCGGGUUGGCGCGGGCGCAAUCAGGCGAUCGCC
This is a messenger RNA of Cuculus canorus (common cuckoo), 2134 nucleotides long. RefSeq names its product sialidase-1-like. Lineage: Eukaryota; Metazoa; Chordata; Aves; Cuculiformes; Cuculidae. Gene Ontology annotation, cellular component: cytoplasm; membrane; lysosome. Gene Ontology annotation, biological process: oligosaccharide catabolic process; ganglioside catabolic process. The transcript is spliced from 11 exons. Gene Ontology annotation, molecular function: exo-alpha-sialidase activity. The record is from RefSeq and is a predicted model, not a curated record. Bases 58 to 2013 code for a protein of 651 amino acids.